GAGAGAGGGAGAGCUGGAGAAGAGGACGAGCAGAAGACAGAAAAACAAACAGCAGAAGAAGGAAAUGGCGCUAAAAUCAGCACAACUGUUUUAAUCAUCCGAGCGGAGCCGAUCCGGACCGAGCCGAGGAGGGGCCGAGUUCAGUCCGAGCUCACCUGGAUCCGGAUCCACUUGAGACCGAGUGAAGAUUUCCCAACUUUUCCUUCAAACAGGAAGUAGAUCAGGAGAAGGACCAGAGACCAUGGGCAGUAAGGAGCGCUACCAUUGGCAGGCCCAGAAUGUGAAGGUGAGCGGUGUGGAUGACAUGGUGCUGCUGUCCAAGAUCAGCGAGGACGCCAUCACGGAGAACCUGAAGAAGAGAUACAAUGACGACUACAUUUUUACCUACAUCGGUCCAGUUCUGAUCUCUGUGAAUCCGUUCAAACAGCUUCCUUAUUUCACCGAUAGAGAAGUGGAGCUGUACCAAGGAGCAGCCCAGUAUGAGAACCCCCCCCACAUCUAUGCACUGGCUGACACCAUGUACAGGAACAUGAUGAUUGACAGCGAGAACCAGUGUGUCAUCAUCAGUGGUGAGAGUGGAGCUGGAAAAACCGUCGCUGCCAAGUACAUCAUGAGCUACGUGUCCAAAGUGUCUGGAGGAGGAGACAAAGUCCAGCAUGUCAAAGACAUCAUCCUACAGUCCAACCCCCUGCUGGAGGCCUUCGGUAACGCCAAGACCGUCCGCAACAACAACUCCAGUAGAUUUGGUAAAUACUUUGAGAUCCAGUUCAGUCGAGGUGGAGCUCCAGAUGGCGGGAAAAUCUCUAACUUCCUGUUGGAGAAGAGUCGAGUCGUCUCCCAGAAUCCUGGAGAGAGAAACUUCCACAUCUACUACCAGCUGUUGGAGGCGGCAAGUAACGAGCAGAGGGAGAACCUCGGGGUCACGACCCCAGACUAUUACUUCUACCUGAACCAAUCAGGAACAUAUACGGUAGAGGAUGUCAACGACAAGAAGGAGUUUAGUGAUACCAUGGAGGCCAUGUCUGUCGUAGGUCUAACCAUGGAUGACCAGGACUCGGUUCUUCAGCUGGUUGCAGGGACCCUUCAUCUAGGAAACAUCAGUUUCAGAGAGGAGAACAACUACGCUGUGGUGGAGAGUCUGGACUUCCUGGCGUUCCCGGCCUUCCUGUUGGGGAUCCCUCAGGACUCCCUGUGCAGUAAACUGACCAGCAGGAUCAUGGACAGUAAGUGGGGCGGGAAGACCGAGUCCAUCUCUGUGACCCUGAACACCGAGCAGGCCUGUUUCACCAGAGACGCCCUGUCCAAGGCGCUGUACACACGACUCUUCGACUUCCUGGUUGAUUGUAUCAAUAAAGCCAUGCAGAAGGAGCACGAGGAUUUCAACAUCGGAGUCCUCGACAUCUACGGUUUUGAGAUCUUCCAGAGAAACGGCUUCGAGCAGUUCUGCAUCAACUUUGUCAACGAGAAGCUGCAGCAGAUCUUCAUUGAGCUCACGCUGAAGGCUGAACAGGAGGAGUAUGUCCAGGAGGGGAUCAAGUGGACGCCCAUUGAAUAUUUCAACAAUAAGGUGGUCUGUGACCUCAUCGAGUCCAAAGUGAAUCCUCCGGGGCUGAUGAGCAUCCUGGACGAUGUUUGCGCCACCAUGCACGCCAAAGGGGAGGGGGCGGACCAGACGCUGCUGCAGAAGCUGCAGGGACAAAUCGGAUCGCACGAACACUUCAGCAGCUGGAACAAAGGAUUCAUCAUCCACCAUUACGCCGGGAAGGUGUCGUAUGACGUUAACGGUUUCUGUGAGAGAAACAGAGACGUGUUGUUUAAUGACAUCAUCGAGCUGAUGCAGAGCAGCGAGUAUCCGUUCAUCAGGGCGCUGUUUCCAGAGAACCUGGAGGUGGAGAAGAGAGGACGCCCGAGCACUGCCAGCAGCAAGAUCAAGAAACAAGCUAACAGCCUGGUCCAGACUCUGAUGAAGUGCACGCCUCACUACAUCCGCUGCAUCAAACCCAACGAGACCAAACGGCCCCGAGACUGGGAGGAGAACCGGGUCAAACACCAGGUGGAGUACCUGGGUCUGCGAGAGAACAUCCGAGUCCGUCGGGCUGGAUACGCCUACAGACGAGUCUUCAACAAGUUCCUGCAGAGGUACGCCAUCCUGACCAAAGAGAGCUGGCCUCAGUGGAGGGGGGAGCAGCGUCAGGGAGUCCUGCACCUCCUGAACUCGGUCCACAUGGACCAGGACCAGUACCAGCUGGGGAAGAGCAAAGUCUUCAUCAAAGCCCCUGAGUCGCUCUUCCUGUUGGAGGAAAUGAGGGAGAGAAAGUAUAACGGGUACGCUCGUGUCAUCCAGAAGGCGUGGCGUAAACACAUCGCCGUCCGCAAAUACGUCAAGAUGAGGGAGGAAGCUUCUGAUGUCCUGCUGAAUAAGAAGGAGCGGCGUAAAAACAGCAUCAACAGGAACUUUGUGGGCGACUACAUCGGGAUGGACAACCACCCAGAGAUCAGACAGUUCGUGGGUCGGAGAGAGAGGAUCGACUUCGCUGACGUUGUGGUCAAAUAUGACAGAAGAUUCCGAACGGUGAAGCGUGACCUCGUCCUGACCCCAAAGUUCCUCUACCUGAUUGGUCGAGAGAAGGUGAAGCAGGGUCCAGAUAAAGGCCAGAUCCAGGAAGUCCUCAAGAGGAAGAUUGAACUCAACAAGAUCCAGUCUGUUUCCCUUAGCACCCUGCAGGACGACCUGUUCAUUGUCCAUGAGGAAGAGUACGACAGCGUGCUGCAGAGCAUCUUUAAAACCGAGUUCCUCAGCCUGCUGGUCAAACGUUACCACGAGAAAACAGACAGGAAGCUGCCGCUCAAAUUUAACAACCUUCUCGAGUUUAAGGUGAAGAAAGGCGGCUGGGGCCCCUUCAGCUCAGCAGGGUCCAGACAGAUCCAGUUUCAGACAGGUGAGGGGGACGAGGUGGUCCUGAAGCCCAGCGGUAAAGUCCUGCAGGUCUCUAUUGGACUGGGUCUGCCCAAAAACUCACGACCUACCAGGAAGGACAACCGCAAGAGCCGCAACAUGGGCAACCAGGCCCGGCCCACGAACCAGUACAGCUCAGGUCCUUCCUCCAGAGGUCGCAGUGCUCCAAGAGGCUCCACCUCCUCCAGAGGCUCCCUGCUGAGGCAGCAGUCCAGCAUGGAGCAGCCCAGUCUGCCCCGCAUCCAAAGCCAGCGUCACCAUGACAACAGGCCCCAACAACAGCAAGACAUGGGCUUCAUGGACGUCCCCGAGCAGGGCGCUGCAGGGAUGCACCGACGGCGGUCGAAGGAGGUGAAGCCUGUUCCAGGAGCCGGUCGACCGAAACCGGCCCCUCGACCCAAACCUCGGUCUCCUCAGUGCAGAGCUCUGUACGCCUACGACGCCCAGGACACUGACGAGCUCAGCUUCAACACCGAUGAUGUCAUCGAGAUACUCACUGAAGAUCCCUCUGGUUGGUGGUUCGGGCGAUUGCGGGGCAGAGAGGGGAUGUUUCCUGGAAACUAUGUGGAGAAGAUCUAGAUGUCAUCCUUCUUGCCACUGGGGGGUGCUGUAGUUCACCUGAUACAUGAACAGAGGUGUUGAUCUCAUACCUGCUGCAUGCAUACCUCCACAGAAAUCAAAUAUUUGAUAUUUAUGGUUCAGAUUGGGGAGGCUUUGACCUGACGAGGAGCAGUAGAAUAACCAUCUCCCCAGUCACGUUGGAGAGGCCUUCAGUCGUCUAGUGUGUAGCCAGCCUUAGACAGCAGGGUGAUCCAGGUUACAGCAGUGUUACUAAACCAGAAUAUCAGUGUACUUUCCCCCACAGCGCCCCCCACAGGCCACAGUGUUUAUUAUGAAAGUGUCAACAGAACAAAUGAAAUACUGAAUGAGAAAGUCUUAAAAAAUCUUUUAACAUAAUGAAAAGGUUUAAUUCUGCACGUUUAAGAUCUCUGACCUCUUGAUAAAAUAAAUGAUAAUAAAGUUUAUUAAAAAAUACAG
Cheilinus undulatus (humphead wrasse) is the source of this 3994-nucleotide messenger RNA. RefSeq names its product myosin IEb (gene myo1eb). The coding region runs from base 242 to 3535 and encodes 1097 amino acids. The record is from RefSeq and is a predicted model, not a curated record. Gene Ontology annotation, molecular function: ATP binding; microfilament motor activity; actin filament binding. Gene Ontology annotation, biological process: actin filament organization; vesicle transport along actin filament. Lineage: Eukaryota; Metazoa; Chordata; Actinopteri; Labriformes; Labridae. The transcript is spliced from 27 exons. Gene Ontology annotation, cellular component: cytoplasm; microvillus; plasma membrane.